UAUCAAUUUCGUUAUUGAACAAGGUACAAACGGCAACAGAAAGAAAACAAAACAUGAAUUUUCACAUGAGUUGAAACUAACAAUAGCAGGACCUUCAUUGAUCACAGAUUUCAUUGAAAACAGCUGUUUCAGCUCAACGAGUAAGGAAAACACAUUUCAUUUCUUGUUUUACAUAGCAGAAAGAGAGCAAAUUUGGCCCAAAAGGAAGGCCUCUCAAUAGCUCUUUUGUUUAGUGAAAGCAAUGGAUGCGAAGCCUAAGAGGAGAACUGCUGUAGAGAAUGGGGAUGGAGGAGAGGACUUGUUGCUUGCAACUUUGAUUGGCAAUGGAGAGGAUUUGGGUCCAAUUGUCAGGCAUGCAUUUGAAAUGGGGCGGCCUGAAUCGCUGUUUCAUCAGCUCAAGUCUGUUGUGAGGAAGAAGGAAGUUGAAAUUGAGGAGCUGUGCAAGAGCCAUUACGAGGAAUUCAUUCUUGCGGUUGAUGAACUUCGUGGUGUAUUGGUUGAUGCUGAAGAGUUAAAAAGUGAGCUUGCGAGUGAGAAUUUUCGAUUACAAGAAGUUGGGAGUGCGCUUUUGGUCAAACUUGAGGAGCUUCUUGAAUCUUAUUGGAUUAAGAAGAAUGUGACUGAAGCUAUCAAAACAUCGAAGAUAUGCAUACAAGUUUUGGGACUCUGUGUGAAGUCUAACAACCACAUGUUGGAAAGCCAAUUUUACCCAGCGUUGAAAACAGUGGAUCUGAUCGAGAGGACUUACUUGCAGAACAUCCCUGUGAAGGCACUUAAAAUGGCCAUAGGGAAGACGAUUCCAGUAAUAAAAUCUCAUAUUGAGAAGAAAGUUACCAGUCAAUUUAAUGAAUGGCUAGUUCAAGUGAGGAGUUCUGCUAAGGAUAUUGGACAGACAGCAAUAGGCCAUACUUUGUCAGCUCGUCAAAGAGAUGAGGAAAUGCUGGAACAUCAGAGAAAAGCUGAAGAACAAAACAUUUCAGGGUUAGGAGAUUUUAUAUAUACUCUGGAUGUUGAGGAAAAUGAUGAAGAUUCAGUUGUGAAGUUUGAUCUCACUCCUCUUUUCCGGGUGUAUCAUAUUCAUGAUUGCCUUGGAAGCCAAGAGCAGUUUCGUGAAUACUACUAUAAGAAUCGGUUAUUGCAACUCAAUUCAGACUUGCAAAUCUCUACUACUCAACCAUUUGUUGAAUCUUAUCAAACAUAUUUGGCCCAAAUUGCUGGUUACUUUAUAGUGGAGGAUCGGGUCUUAAGAACUGCUGGGGAUCUUUUGUCAGCAAAUCAUGUUGAGACAAUGUGGGAAGUGGCUGUGGCUAAAAUGACAUCUGUUCUGGAGGAACAGUUUUCCCAUAUGGAUUCUGCAACUCAUCUCCUGCUGGUGAAGGAUUAUGUCACUCUUCUUGGGGAAACUUUUAGACAAUAUGGGUAUGAAGUUGGCCAAAUUCUCGAGGUAGUUGAUCGUAGCCGAGAUAAGUAUCAUGAGCUUCUUUUGGGAGAAUGUCAGGAGCAAAUUGUCAAUACUCUUGGAAGUGACACCUAUGAGCAGAUGGUAAUGAGAAAGGAUACUGAUUAUGAGAAUAAUGUCCUCUCCUUUCAUCUUCAAACCUCAGAUAUAAUGCCGGCUUUCCCAUAUUAUGCACCAUUCUCCUCCAUGGUACCUGAUACUUGCCGCAUUGUUAGAUCUUUCAUCAAAGGUUCUGUUGAUUACUUAUCUUAUGGGGUGCAUACUAAUUUUUAUGACAUUGUGAGAAAAUACUUGGACAAGCUCUUGAUUGAUGUGCUAAAUGAAGUGAUGCUUAGCACGAUCCAUGGGGGUGCAGUUGGUGUGUCUCAAGCCAUGCAGAUUGCUGCAAACAUAUCUGUUCUUGAGAGAGCUUGUGAUUUUUUUCUUCGACAUGCAGCCCAACUAUGCGGAAUCCCGAUCCGAUCAGUUGAGAGGCCUCAAGCUAGUUUGACAGCCAAGGUGGUCCUAAAAACUUCAAGGGAUGCAGCUUAUCUUGCUCUGCUGAAUUUGGUGAACACCAAGUUAGAUGAAUUCAUGAAUAUUACAGAAAAUAUCAAUUGGACUUCAGAGGAAACGCCACAAAAUGGGAAUGACUAUAUAAAUGAGGUGGUUAUUUACCUGGAUACUAUUUUGUCAACUGCACAACAAAUUCUUCCAUUGGAUGCUCUGCACAAAGUUGGGAGUGGUGCCCUCGAGCACAUUUCCAAUUCCAUUGUCGGAGCAUUUCUUAGUGAUAGCGUAAGGAGGUUCAAUGCUAAUGCAGUCCUAUCUCUCAACAAUGAUUUGAAGAUUAUAGAGGAUUUUGCUGAUGAGAGGUUUCAUAGCACCGGCCUGAGUGAAAUAUACAAGGAAGGUAGUUUUAGAGGCUGCUUGUUAGAAGCACGACAGUUGAUUAACCUUUUGUCAAGCAGCCAGCCAGAGAACUUCAUGAAUCCUGUGAUAAGACAGAAAAACUAUGAUGCUCUGGAUUAUAAAAACGUGGCCAGCAUCUGUGAUAAAUUCAAGGAUUCCCAUGAUGGAAUCUUUGGUAGCCUCUCAACCAGAAAUACUAAGCAAAGUGCACGGAAGAAAUCAAUGGACAUGCUGAAGAAAAGAUUGAAGGACUUCAAUUGAGAAGGCUAUAGAUUCUGCCUGCAUUAGAAGUAGUGUCCCUUUGUUAAUUUAUUGCUUAUCUCCUUCCACUUAUACAUUCUCUCUUUUUUCCCCGUUGUCAUGAGUUGGAACGAAAUAGGUUUUUUAAUUCUGUGCUGAUUAAAUUCUAUCAAUAAAAGCUUCUAUAUUUUCCCUUGAACUCGUGAGCAAGGACAUGUAUUCUUGUUAAAGCCAUAUUGACCCACAGCAUAUUUAUGCCAUUUCACUGUUGAAAUUAAAAUGAAUCAAAAUAGUCGUUUGUUUCCACAAGCACCAGAGCGUUCUGCAUUUGCACAUUCUUAAUACUGUAGGUUGGCCUUCCUUACCCUGCGAUAUUUGGCAGUUUGUUUGCAGGAGGAAAGAAUGGCUACUGAUGCUUUAUUUAUGGCACUACUGGCUCUUCAUCAUUCAUCGGAGAUCUCUACAUAAAGUACUUCCAGAUUCUAUAUAUGGUAUUGAGUUUCUUGUAUGCCAUUCAAUCCAAGGCUUCUUCGCAUUUCCUUCUACUCUUAUCACUGUAUUUUGUUGAAGAAUUGCUGGAUUUGUUUUUUGCUUAGGUAGAAAGCAUAAAAGCAAUACACAAGUGGUUUGCAUGCUAAUUGCUAAAGUUUGCGAACAAUCUUCUGCCGAACAUGUGUUGAGUUGGUGCCACACCUCCUUAUACUUAAAGUGGAUCUUCUGAGGGCCUUUAUGAUGUUUGAAAGAGUAACUGAAGGUACUGUUCACCGCUUUCUCUCUGCUUGUUAUUCAAGACUUAUUCAUUUUGUUCUAGUGCAGACAGUGUUUGAUACAUAGUUUAUCAGAUUCUUCGAAUGUCGCACAUUUUGCUAUCCAGAUCAUACGUUCUUGAUCAUAAUAGGCACCACCUUUUAUUAUUUUGCAUAAUGAUCAGUUGAAGACUAUGAAAACUAGGAAAAA
Molecule: messenger RNA, 3547 nt
Organism: Populus euphratica (Euphrates poplar)
Lineage: Eukaryota; Viridiplantae; Streptophyta; Magnoliopsida; Malpighiales; Salicaceae
Gene: SEC15A
Product: exocyst complex component sec15A
Exons: 2
Coding region: 242-2611 (789 amino acids)
Biological process (GO): Golgi to plasma membrane transport; exocytosis; intracellular protein transport
Cellular component (GO): membrane; exocyst
Source: RefSeq, a predicted model, not a curated record